GAACCCACAAUGGACUCUGCAAUCAAAGAGCUGGAUACUGAGGGGCUUAUUCAGUUUUUAAAGAAAAAAAACUUAGAGUUAAAGGAUUCAAGCUAUGAAAUUUUAAAAAAACAAGAAAUUCCUGGAUCUGUCUUCUCUGAUUUUACAGAAGAUGAAUUUCGUAGCAUGGGUCUACCAUUUGGGCCUGCGAAGAUUUUGGCAGAUUUUACCAAAAAAAUAAGAACACAAAAAUUGAAAACGUAUUCAUCGUAUAAAACAGGAAAAGACUUUAAAGAUGUUUUAAAAGAAUUCGGAAUCGUUGGGACUAGCAUAGGAGACAUACCACAGUUUACGCCUGCUGGGGUAGAAUACCUAUUUCCAUCAUUUUUUAAACGACGAAUACUUAAAACAGAACCAAUUUCUUCUCGAAUCCAUAGAG
This is a messenger RNA of Racocetra persica, 418 nucleotides long. NCBI's taxonomy places the organism in Eukaryota, Fungi, Glomeromycota, Glomeromycetes, Diversisporales, Gigasporaceae. The record is from the annotation of a GenBank genome assembly.